Messenger RNA from Funneliformis caledonium, 381 nucleotides. The record is from the annotation of a GenBank genome assembly. NCBI's taxonomy places the organism in Eukaryota, Fungi, Glomeromycota, Glomeromycetes, Glomerales, Glomeraceae.
AUCAGGCGUCCACCUGCUCUCGAUGAUAAUGAGAAAAAUGCACUUAUAAACGAAGUUAUACAAGAUCGAUACGAACCUUUACAUGAAGUUAUUAAUACACAAGAAAAGCAUUUAUUAGCUCAUAUUAGUUGGUGUGAUAAAUAUAAAGAAAAAACAGCUUAUGAUUGGGCACAAGUUAUUUUCUCAGAUGAAUCUAGUGUUGAUAUUGGCAAGCAGUCACCACAAUUAAGAGUCUUUCCAAGAACUGUGGCUAAACUUAAAGUUGCACUAAGCGAAGAAUGGGAAAAUUUGGAUUGCUCCAUUUUUGAAGAGGUUGUUGCUUCAAUGCCACAAAGAAUAAAUGCAGUACUAGAAGCUAGGGGAGGGCCAACACAUUAUUAA